GUGUGAACACGCCAGACGACCACGUGCGCCCCGCGUGAACAUCUAGCCCUCUAAUUACUCACGACCUCUUGGAGCUUUGCCGGCCGCUCUGCAUUGGGUCUGUCGCGAGCGAAGCAGCCGGAGCGUAGCGCGCAUCGAGAUAGGAACAGCUUUCAAAGCUUUCUCGAAAUUUCUAAGGAAAAAGGCACCAGCUGUAGUGGGUGUGCCUGGUAUUCGUUGUUGCUUUCGUCCGUGGGUCGGCCUGGAUGCCAGGGGAUCGCGGGCGAGCGACGCACCUGGCAACGCCGUCGUGCGGCAGCAGUAGAGGCGCCGCUCUCUGGCAAAGCAAGGGCCCGGCGAGGGGAAUGUCGCACGGCAAGCUGGAGCGGCAGCAGCUCGGGGCCAGCUCGGCCUCAGCGACAGCGGCGGGUGCAGGAGGCGGAGGAAAAUCAGCAGCGAUGGCGGCAGCGGCGGCGGCGGCGGCAGCGGCAGCGAGCGGCUCUGUAGCAGCGGGGCACGCUCGUGGCGCUGCUACGGCUGCAAGUAGCGGCGCGGAUCACGGCGGCACGGCGGACGGGGUCGAGCGCGUCCGCCUCGACGCCGAGAGACAGAUUCUGUUAACCAUGCUGCUCGCGCACAUGUGCUCCGAGCAUGACGCCACACCCAGGACGUUCGUUGAGCAGGUGCUGGUGCUGUACGAGGCGAAGGUGCUGGACUCCAUCCAGUUCCUCUUCGACCUGGGCUUCGUACCCCCUGUGGCCCUUCCGUCGUACCGCACGCCUCCCGAUCGCGCCGCCGUCGUCGAGGCCGUGCGGCGCCAGAUUAACCGCCGGGGCCAACAGGGCGAGCCGUUGCUGUUGGGCGCGUGGCCGAGUGGGCCGCCGGCGCGUGCGGCGGCGGCGGCGGCGGAGGCGAGCGGUGGGGGCGAUGGCGUGGACAGGGACAGGCGGUCGGCGACGCCGCUAGGGUUACGGGUGCUCGGCACGUCGAGGUACUUGCGGGAUUUCGACGAAGAGGGCUUGAUCGCGAGGGGCUCGUUCGGAGACGUCUACCGCACGCGCCACCGCUUGGAUGGCACGAGGUACGCCAUCAAGAAGGUAGUAUUCCGCGGGACCGGCAUGUCCAAUCCCCGGGCGCAGGCCGUGAUGCGGGAGGUACAGUGCCUGGCCCAGCUCGACCACAAGAACGUCGUCCGCUACCACACCUCCUGGCUGGAGAGCAGCUGGGUGGAGAAGGGCAUGGGCUACCCUCACGGCGGCGGCGGUGGCGACCCCAAUAUCGCGGCCACCACCGCCGCCGCUGCGGCGGCGGCGGCGGCGGCGGCGGGAGCGGUAGGCGCGGGCGCGAGCGCGGACGUCUCCCUCCGCGAUCGCAUGGACGCCCUAGUGCCAGCCCACAUGCAGCCGCAGCUCAUCAAGGGGCUGGAGACCAUGGUGCGGUCGGGAAACUCGGCGUCCGGCUCCGGCUCCGGGUGGGGCUGGGGUGCCGAGAACGACGGGGGUUUCGACGGCGACGAGGAGUUCGGCACCACGACGAGGGGCCCGCCGCGCGGCGGGCGCCAUCAUAAUCAAGGCGCAGCAGCUGGUACCGGUUUUGAUUCUUGUGCGGGCGGUUACGGCGGGCGGGGCGGGCUGCUCUGGGGCAGCCGCCGAGGGGACCGCCGCGGUUCCAUGUCCCCUCAGGUCCGUUCUCCGAAGCACCUCAUCGUUCCCGUCGGCGGCGGUCGCGACCGGGGCUUCAGCCGGUGGUCGGCGGAGGAUGUGGAGAGCGAGACGAGCAAGUGGAGCGAAGCGUCCUCGUACGCGGGGUUCGACGAGGACCCGUCAAGAGGCGGAGGAGGGGGUACGGCAGCCACUGCUUCCCCUUCCCGGUUUUGUGAAGGUGGAGGGGCCGGGAGCACGGCCGCCGCCGCCGCCGCCGCCGCCGUGCGCCGGCGGGUCCAUGCACCCGUGCGAACGCUGCGGUCUGAGCAGUUCCGUAACCCGUCCAUAGAUAUGGAUGACCUCGUGUCCUUCGGGAAGUCUUCCUCUCCCGCGGACGGUGACGGCGACGAUAGUGUUGCCCCUGCCCAGGGCGUCCUUGCGGACUCUUCUGACGAUGGUGGCGGCAGCAGCAACGCCGGGUGGCGCGAGUGGGACGUGGUCAGCGGCGGCAGCAGCGGCGGCGACCGUGGUGGCGGGAUCCGUCUCGACAGCGGCGGCGGUCGCGGACGUGGCUCGGAGCGUCGCAUCGCUAGGCACAGCUUGUCACCGGACAGGCUCGUCCAGUACCCGGUCACCCUAUACAUCCAGAUGACGCUCUGCCCAAGCGAGACGCUCCAGGACUGGCUGCAGAACCGUAACUCGCGACUGUCUUCGGAAUGCGCGGGGAGCGGCGUCCUGUUCGAGGACGACGCUCGCGCUUCCUCGCGAACGCCGCCGUCUCCACCCCCCCGGCCCGCCUUCGGCGGCGGCAACACGGGCUCGGUCCCGGCGGUCCUGAUCUCGAACGACCUCGACAAGGGCGACGGCGGCCGCAAGGCCGACCUUAGAACUCCCGCGACGUCUCCGAGGACGGAUCCGGUCACUUCCGCUUCCUCCGGAGAGUCAGACCGGACGUCAGAAAGCUCGUCCUCCGGCGCCAGCAGCAGCAGCAGUAGCGGCGGCGGAGCGGGCGUGCUGUGCCCCCCUCCCACUCGCGAGACGAGCCGGAAGUGCGAGGGCCAAGGGAGUUCCAAGCAGGAGGCUUUCAGCACGGCGGCUCCCGCGAAGGGCGGGGAGCAGCAACGUCGGCGGAAGACGCCGAUCGCCGGUGGGUCCCCGGCUCGCUCGGUCUCCUCGGACUCGGGGUCGUGCGACGGCAGGGGCGCCCGCGGGGUAGGGGCGCGCGUGGACCUGCACGAGGCGUUGCAUCUCUUCCGGCAGCUCGCCGAAGGGGUUUCGCACGUGCACUCCAAGGGGAUCAUUCACCGGGACCUGAAGCCGGAGAACAUCUUCGUUGGCGAAGACGGCUGCCUCAAGAUCGGAGACUUCGGGCUCUCCCGGACAGAGGUCACGGCAGGUCUAUCCAGUGACGACGACAGCAACAGCAGCAGAAACAGUGCCGCCGACCCCGCCACCGCCACCGCUACAGCGGCGGUGAACCCGUUGGAAGCGGCCAUCGUACCUCGGAGGCGGAACCCGCCGCAGAGCGAGUGCCACACGACCGGAGUGGGAACGGCGUCCUACGCCUCCCCCGAGCAGCUGCAGGGCCGGCGGUACGGCUUGCGGUCCGACCUCUUCUCCCUCGGGCUUGUCCUGCUGGAGCUCUGCUGCUGCUUCACGACGACGCACGAGCGCGCCGACGCCUUCCAGGCCAUGCGGCAGCCCGGCGGGUCCGCCCCGCCGCACCUCGUGAAGCGAAGCCCCGCCGUCGCCCGGCUCGCGGAGCUCCUGUGCCGCACCGUCCCGGAGGAGCGCCCGUCCGCCGAGGAGAUGUUGGAGAUGCUAGACGACAUGGACGGCCGCUGCGGGUGCGAGGGCUGCCCGGGGGGGAUCACGGGCGGGGCUGACAGGAGGGGGGGUAGGAGCGGCAGCGGGGACGUAAGCGGCGGCGGCGGCAGCGGGCGCCCGAAUGACUCGGGCCUUCGGGAGGAGCUAGCAGCGAAGACGCGAAAAGUCGAGGAGCAGGAAGUCUUGAUCGGACAGCUCCAGCGGAAACUGACGCAGCUUUCGCGGAACCCUUCACCCGCCGUCGGACCGGUUGACGCCCUCGCGGCAAGCGGGCGCAGGGACCCCACACGGGCAGACCUCCUCGACAUGGACGCUCUGGGGCUGGGGCUCGCCGCCCUUGGGACAGCCAACGACGGGGGCGGCGGGGAUGGCGCCGGGGCGCCGAGCGCCGAGCGAUAGGUCGGGGGGGCGGCGCGACCGCGGCCGACUGAUUUGCCGUGAGGUAAACGAAGCGUAGAGUGAGUUGUCGCUCGGAUAUAAGAGGAAGCAGUCAAGUUUUCUCGCUGGUCGAUCUUGCUUUUUUUUUUUUUAAGUGUGUGUGUCAACGACUUGUGUGCUCGCAUACCCACCUGCACCUGCCUACCCCGUGGCGAACGCGCGACGGAAGCAGGGGGGAGGGGGGCACACGGCGCACAGCGCCGAACAAUUAAAAGUAUGUUGGAAAGUAGGGUUCGGUGAAGGAAGAAAGGAGAAUACUGUAGCGCGACACGACAUGUACUGUAUUACGAUGGGUCUGUAUGUAUGGGUGUGGGUGGUUGGGGGGGGUGUGAGGGAGGGGGAAGAGGCGACGUUGACAUCAACUUGUAGAGAGAACCUCAACGCAAAACAGAGGGCGUUGUUGUUGACAGCCAUCGGAGGGGGAAAGGAGGGCGAAAAUGGGGAGGAAUGGUGUGUUUUGUUUUUAGCUGUGUUGACGCGGCGAGUGUUGUUGUGCAAGCACCCUUGGCGCCUGGUUGAAGCGUGUGCUGUGUUGGUGGUUGGGGUGCUUGAGAGAUGGAGAUUUUUUCUGUUGUUGGUCCGACGGACGUAUCACUGCUGUAUUUUCUCGAUAGGAAGGGGAGGGCCACAGGCGGGGAAAGGGAGCAGAACGAGACGCGAUAGCGGGAGUUGGACGGGCUGAGCCACGUCAAAAAAAGCCUGACCCACAGAUGGCGUUCAUUGUAUAUCAUCGUCUCCCUUGGCGGGCGACACGCAGAACCGCAGCGGCAGCGGUAUCAGAAGAGCCGCCCCCCCCGAGAUGUGGGUUGAUGGGACCGGGUUUAAAUAGGGUUUUUUGUACAUACUCGAGAAAAGAAUAAGUCAAGGGGGAAGGGGGAGUGAGUGCCCGUGCGGAAGAGGUUGAGCACGCGAUCGCAGGAGUGACGAGAGAGCGGACGACGGCGAAUGAUGUCAUGGCAAGGGAAGGGCAAAGUUGGGCAAGGGCCAAGGGGCGCGUAGUCGUCGUUCUAAGAGGUUCAGCGAUGUUUGUUGGCCCGUACACCCCGGUCGGCUGUGGACCGUUUUGUCGCGUCCCCAGAGGCCGCUGUAUACACGGAAUGUUUUGUUUUGGUUUGUGAGCUGCUGUUGCUCCUUUUGGCGAGAGACGUUACGACAGCAGGAGCUUGAUGCGCCGCACAGCGGAGCUGUCGUUUUCGUGUCUUUGAUUUGGGGAGGAGGAGGAGGUGCUCCGCCGAGGGAGCAUCGGGCUGUUGGGCGCGCGUGUCGCUUGUUGUUGUUGUUGACGUUGCUCGUAUGUUGUUGAUGUUGCUGCUGCCGCCGCCGUCGUGGUGUUGAUGUGCUGCUUGUUGAUCUCGGGGGGUACACGACGGGGGAGAGGGGGACGGAAGGAGAGCAAGAAAGAAUACCCUCGAGCGCCGUGUGCCGGAAGGCGGGCGGGUUUGCAUGGGUUACAUGGGUUACAGUAGCACACACGACAACACCACAACAGUAGUACCAAACCAGGAAAGAAGGGAGGUGGGCGAGUGUAUGUGGGGCGAGGGUGCCGGGGAACGAAACAUGUUGUAUCCUGUCGGUUCAUGGUCUUUUGUUUGUUUUUUGUUCUCGUUUUUUCGAUUGGUCUGCUGUUUUGUGACAUACCACGUGGCAGGAUUUGCGCUCUCUGCUUGUGGUGUCCCGCGAGGCGAGCUAUUUUGUACCAGUGUCGUUUGGGGGGGGGAGAAGAGACGCCCCUUGAGUCUCUUUCUUUUUUUUAUUUCUUUUUUUUUAACGAAGUCUUGCCCCACUCCCGGUUUUCACGAAAAGGGCACCACAAAGAAAAAAAGUGUGCGUUGCGUUGCGAGAGGAGCGGAGAGGAGAGAGUCCUCUUUCGCCCUGGGUUUUGCGUGUGAUGGUGCUCGGGCCAGCUGCCCACCCGUCUGAGUGGUUUGCGUUUUAUCGUCGGGCCCUGCCCUGCUGUCGCCCUCGGGGGGGGUUUGGUUGGUUGUGUCUCUAGGUAGCGAAAGGUGACGAUUUGUUGGCGGGUGGUUUUUUCGUGCGUGCUUGCGUGCGUUGUGUGUGUGUGUGUGUGUGUGUGUGUGUGCUCGUGUUUCUUUUUCCAGAGGAGUGUGCAGUCCGAGAGCGCAUUGCCUCAUGAUGGAUUAUGGGGUUUGCUGCUCUCGAGACACGCCACUUUCGUCUCGCCCAUGCUACACUGCUCCGUCUCUUACCGCUUAGCGCGUAUUGCUGUCGUCUGGCGUCGAAGCAACUGGAAUGAUUCUGCGAGGCACCGCGCCCCCCUGGUCUCUUUGGUUGUUUCUUCGUUUUUCUUUUUUUUUUCUUCUGUUUUCGUCGCUGUUUCAGCGCGUUUCGUUCUUGUUUUCCAUCACCUUUUUUGUUUUCGUGUACCAUGCUUUUUUUUGUUUUCUUCGAUGCAACAACAAAGGGAGGGGGAACAAUCAUAGAGAAAAUGCAAGCGCAGGGGGGGAGGGGCAUUGACAAGCUCUGCCCCCAUCUCUUUUUUGCUCGAGGAGGGACGCUAUUCCAUGGAUAUAACAGCGCUCUGAAACCUUGGCGCCGCCUUUGCAAAGCGAUAUAGCUGUAGGCAGGAUAGGUGUUUUCUUGUUUUGAGUUGGCUAGCACCCCGUGCACGUGUUGAUUGCAUUGGUAAGCGCAGCAUCCAGCACGCAAAACGUGCAACGGGUUUUAAUCGUGUCCUUGUUGGUCUUAAUCGGCCGUCGAGUUUUUGCAGGGUGCUGUUGUGUUGACGUGAUACUUCUAUAUCCAUGUUCGUGUGUGGUCCACACCCAUCACACAAGGA
Molecule: messenger RNA, 6684 nt
Organism: Ectocarpus sp. CCAP 1310/34
Lineage: Eukaryota; Phaeophyceae; Ectocarpales; Ectocarpaceae
Source: the annotation of a GenBank genome assembly